Manduca sexta (tobacco hornworm) is the source of this 1013-nucleotide messenger RNA. RefSeq names its product protein ZBED8-like. Gene Ontology annotation, molecular function: protein dimerization activity. Lineage: Eukaryota; Metazoa; Arthropoda; Insecta; Lepidoptera; Sphingidae. The transcript is spliced from 2 exons. Bases 72 to 917 code for a protein of 281 amino acids. The record is from RefSeq and is a predicted model, not a curated record.
CAGACUAAGUAGAGGAAAAUGGCCUAGACUGGUUAAAGCUGAUUGGUACUUGUACAGACGGGGCGCCUUCCAUGAUGGGCAUCCGUUCUGGUUUUCAGGCACUCGUGAAGCAAGUUGCUCCUCAAGUUUUCGGCUAUCAUUGCUUGAUACACCGUUACGCUUUGGCUGUGAAAACGCUUCCACCAGAUUUGCUAAACACGUUGAGUGACAUAGUAAAAAUUGUUAAUCAUAUUCGAGGCAGCGCCACUAACUCAAGAUUAUUCAAAGUUUUGUGCGAUGAAGUUGGUGCUACAUUUAAUGCUCUUUUGUACCAUACAGAGGAUAAAAUCGCAAGUUUUUUGCGCAAAUUGGAACUUUACCAACGCAGAGUUCAAGCUGGUGAUGUGUCAAUGUUUACACAGCUAAGUGAGCAAUUAGCAAAUAAUAAUACAUACAAUAAAUAUAAACAAGAGAAAAUCACGUUUGAAAAUUCCGUGGUUCAACAUUUAACUGCCGUGAUAGACUCACUGCAGCAAUAUUUUCCGAACAUGGACAGUCGUGAGUCCUACUCCUGGAUUUUAAGACCAUUUUCUACUUGCGUCGAUAUUUUCAAGGACGAAGAUGUGUCAGCGAAAGUAGAGUUUCUCGGGCUGCGUGAGAAUAACUCAUUGAAAGUUGAUUUUCAAAAUGAUAAACUAAGCACAUUUUGGCGAAAAGCAGCUGCAGAAUAUCCCAUUAUAGCUGACAGAGCUUUAAAAAUGUUGAUUCCAUUUGCUACAACUUACAGAUGUGAAACUGGUUUCUCAACUCUUGUUACAUUAAAAACAAAAGCCAGAAACCGUCUGAAUGUUGAGCAUGACAUGAGAUGCGCGUUGAGUGAAACCGAACCUAAUAUUGUCAAACUUGCGAAUGCAAAGCAAUUUCAACCUUCACACUAGUUAACUCCAAGAUUUACAUAUUACUUUACUUGACUAGUUACCUAAACGUGCAAUUUCUUAGAAUUUAGUUAGAUAAUAAACAUAUUUUCGUUCGAA